CGCACGCGCUGUUCAGCAGAGCGCGCUCAUAGACUGCACUCUCCUCUCAUAACUCCUGGAGGAUUGGGAAACGGUUGAAGGAAACAUGGUGAACCAAAGAGCGGACAUAGGUUGGCAGUCCUCUAAGAGCGACUCCAGUGGGGUCAGUAACAGUGGAGAGAGCUCCAAAGAGAGCUCCAGGUGCUCGACCCCGGUACUGGACACCGACCGGCUGCGGGACAAGAUGAAGCGGCAGAUUGAGUCUGGGGACCGCUGGUUCUCCCUGGAGUUCUUCCCACCUCGCACAGCGUCUGGAGCCGUCAAUCUCAUCUCUAGAUUUGACCGGAUGGGUUUUGGGGGUCCGCUCUUCAUUGAUGUCACUUGGCAUCCGGCUGGAGAUCCAGGCUCAGAUAAAGAAACGUCUUCCAUGAUAAUAGCAAGCACAGCGGUCAAUUACUGCGGCCUGGAGAGCGUCCUGCAUUUGACAUGCUGCAAUCAGACAAAGGAGAAAAUCACAGCCCAUUUAAAUAAAGCCAAGCGACUCGGCCUAAAGAAUAUCAUGGCCCUGAGAGGAGAUCCUAUUGGGGAAGAUUGGGUAGAGGAAGAUGGCGGUUUUAACUAUGCUACAGAUCUGGUCAAGCACAUUCGCUGUGAAUUUGAUGACUACUUUGAUAUCUGUGUUGCAGGUUACCCCACGGGCCACCCAGAGGCGGAGAGCUACGAAGAUGACCUCAGGCACCUGAAGGAGAAGGUUGAUGCUGGUGCGCACUUCAUCGUCACCCAGCUCUUCUUCAGGGCAGAAACCUUCCUCAAAUUUGUCAAAGACUGUCGGGCCAUUGGCAUCACGUGCCCCAUUCUCCCGGGAAUCUUCCCUAUUCAGGUACAUGAACACACGAACAUACAAACAAAGGUCAUGUGUCUGCCGUGGAACGACGAUCCUCUGGCUCCAGAGACAAACCUGCUGAAGGAUGAGUUGGAGAAGGUGAACCGCAGAGGGGUUCUGACCAUUAACUCUCAACCCAACAUUAACGGCAAACCCUCAUCCGACCCCAUUGUGGGCUGGGGCCCUGCGGGGGGAUACGUCUUUCAAAAGGCUUACCUGGAGUUUUUCACAUCCAGCGAAAAUGUUACUGCACUUCUGCAAGUGCUGAAGAAAUAUGAACCUCGUGUGAACUACCAUAUAGUCAACGUUCAGGGCAGGAAUACUACAAAUGCCCAUGAUAUGCAGCCCAACGCUGUGACAUGGGGCAUAUUCCCCGGCAGAGAGAUCAUUCAGCCCACCGUCGUGGAUCCAGUCAGCUUUAUGUACUGGAAGGACGAGGCUUUUGCGCUGUGGAUUGAACAGUGGGCGAAGCUGUACGAGGAUGAGUCGCCAUCGCGCAUGAUCAUUCAGUACAUCCACGACAACUACUUCCUCGUCAACCUGGUGGACAACGACUUCCCGCUCGACAGCUGCCUGUGGCAGGUGAUGGAAGACAUGUUCACGCUCCUGGACUCCCCUCGAGAAACUCAGGAGGAGGGAAGUCAAUCGUAGCAUCGCAGAACACUCAAAGUCUGCCUGCGCUGCUAUUGAGAUGUCUGGACACGCACAUACGGAGUACUUUACUGUAACGACAGUGGUUUUUAGUCCAUUUCAGAGCUUAAUUCGUCAUUACUCCCAACAUCUAGGGAAAGCAUCAUGACAAAUGUAGCACUACAGAAGAUGAUUCGAGUUGAUCUUUAAAGGGACUUAUGUUUGCAGUUUUGGGUGCCAU
Molecule: messenger RNA, 1733 nt
Organism: Sinocyclocheilus grahami
Lineage: Eukaryota; Metazoa; Chordata; Actinopteri; Cypriniformes; Cyprinidae
Product: methylenetetrahydrofolate reductase-like
Exons: 11
Coding region: 86-1513 (475 amino acids)
Biological process (GO): tetrahydrofolate interconversion
Cellular component (GO): cytosol
Molecular function (GO): FAD binding; methylenetetrahydrofolate reductase [NAD(P)H] activity
Source: RefSeq, a predicted model, not a curated record